Messenger RNA from Echinococcus granulosus, 933 nucleotides. RefSeq lists its product as hypothetical. Bases 1 to 933 code for a protein of 310 amino acids. The record is from RefSeq and is a predicted model, not a curated record. NCBI's taxonomy places the organism in Eukaryota, Metazoa, Platyhelminthes, Cestoda, Cyclophyllidea, Taeniidae. The transcript is spliced from 5 exons.
AUGGACGCGAAUGCAAGGUCUCAAAACUGCACCCCAUCUGUCAACAGAUGUCACAACUUGGUGGACAUUUGUCUCGGUCCGAUAGAUUCUUCGUCUAGCAUGGCAUUAUUUCAUUUCGGAAAGCUAUCAAAGAUAACACAACAGCUGCAAACAAUUUACGAUCCUGUCUUGCAGCUACGCAUUGUAAAUGAGUCCAUCGAUGCUAUCACAAUCGAAAAGACGCAAAAUGUACUUGAGGAUUGUGAAAUUCUGAAAGAUGGUGUGGAUACGUCUACUAAUCGACUUGAGCAAGCCGAACGGGAUAUACGCAGUUACGUGUCUACCCUAAAUAAGAGGCCGAUUGACGCCUCCUUGGUAAAAUCGGAACCAGAAGAUGUCGUGAAUACCCUGCGAUCUCAUCUUGACAAGGUCAGAGAAUACUUGGAGAGGAUAGAAGAAGUGGCGAAAUUCGUGGAAAGUCAUGUAUGCAUACCUUACAAAAAGCAAAAACGGAUCACUCCGGACAUCAAAGAAUCGGCAGGUGGACAUCUCAGUAACGAAGAUCAAGCAUGGGACGAAGAUUCCAGUUCUGAGUGCGAAGUCGAAGCCCUUCGAGAUUGGUGUGAGGCGGUUCAGGAGGUUUCUUUUACGGAGGACGAGAUAAGCUCUGCCUAUCGGGCUGCACAACACUCUAACCGCAAUUUUUUCAACGUCUUGCUCCAUGGCAGUGGGUAUGAGCCGGAUUUGCCCGAGGGUCCACUCCUAGCAGUAGAGCUGAAAUCUGCACCACAAAUUCGCCAAACACCAUCGCCGGCCGCGUCUCCGAACCAACGGAUGCAUUUCGACGAAUCUGGUGAAUUCAUGUUGAGCUGCCAUUUUGUUGUCAGGAGCAUUCAAAAUGGCUUCCCCGUGCUGACAAACUCAGUCAGGCAUGAUAAUGGAGAUAAAAUUUAA